Arabis nemorensis is the source of this 948-nucleotide messenger RNA. Lineage: Eukaryota; Viridiplantae; Streptophyta; Magnoliopsida; Brassicales; Brassicaceae. The record is from the annotation of a GenBank genome assembly.
AUGUUCAUUGUACUUCACUGCAGGCUACCUUUGAAGAAAAGAGCUGCAGCAGGGGCAGUAGAGAAUACUUUAGGGUCCGGUAAAGCUCUAACUGCUACCUUCCAUCCUCCCGCAUCGCUUCCAUCUCUCUACUCUUGCAAAAUACACCAAAGCCGUCUUUUUGAGAUGAAGUGGGUCGAUACGACUGAGAAGAUUUUCCUUACCAUAGUAUCAGCAGAUUCUAAGGAAGCGGUUGCAGUGGUGAAAGAGAAGAUCCAGAGGAAUCUUCAAAGAAACUUGUGGGAGAGGCGAUACAAAGAGGAAGUGCAGACAACAAAUUUAGCAAUCGUUCUGAUGGUUCGUGUACUGUAUGUUAUAUACCGGUGUGGCAAACCGUUUCCGAAAGGAGCUUCAAAGUCAUUUAGUACUCUUAUUGUUCUUGGUUCUGGGGGACACACUGCAGAGAUGUUGAGUCUCCUCUCUGUUUUGCGGAAGGAUAGAUUUACACCGAGGUUUUACAUUGCUGCAGCUACGGAUAACAUGAGUCUCCAGAAAGCUCGUAGCUUUGAAGAUUCUGUAGCUGAUAAGCCUGCUGUUAAGGAAGGCUCCUUACAGUUCAUGCAAAUUUACCGGAGUCGAGAAGUUGGUCAGUCUUAUGUGACUUCUGUCUGGACUACUAUUGUUGCUAUUGUUCAUGCUCUGUGGCUAAUGAUCCGGAUCAGACCACAAGUGAUUCUUUGCAAUGGUCCUGGGACCUGUAUUCCUUUGUGUGUGAUCGCUUUCUUGUUCAAGGUACUGGGAAUUAGAUGGUCAUCUAUCUUUUAUGUUGAGAGUGUAGCAAGAGUGAAAAAGNUCUCGUUAAGUGGAUUGCUGCUUUANAAGUUACGGAUAGCUGAUCAGUUCUUUGUUCAAUGGCCUCAACUGCAAAAGAAGUAUCCUCGGGCUCACUAUGUCGGGUGCCUGAUGUAA